AUGAGCAUUGACGGUGAAUUUCUGCGAAACGUUGAGGUGCGAACCGAUGAACGCUUUGGCAAUUCGCUAAGUGCACUUUCUAUUAUUCGUUCUGGAAAACUUAUUGGAGUUAUCGAUAAGGAGGCUACAAAUGAUCCGAACGCACUGCUUAUUUUGAAUCUUAUCAAGGAAGCAGAUGAUCGUAAUCAAGCUAAUAUAACUCUAAGGCAAAUCGACAACAGGGUAUGUUUCUAUGAAAGCAAAACACCGGCUUUGAAAACCAGUAGAAUAAUUUUCACCUUUCCUGAGAUAAGGCUUUCUGACCAUUGAAU
Molecule: messenger RNA, 311 nt
Organism: Strongylus vulgaris
Lineage: Eukaryota; Metazoa; Nematoda; Chromadorea; Rhabditida; Strongylidae
Source: the annotation of a GenBank genome assembly